Messenger RNA from Candida albicans SC5314, 3402 nucleotides. Its product is annotated as phosphatidylinositol-3-/phosphoinositide 5-phosphatase. The coding region runs from base 1 to 3402 and encodes 1133 amino acids. Gene Ontology annotation, cellular component: cytoplasm; membrane. The transcript has a single exon. Lineage: Eukaryota; Fungi; Ascomycota; Pichiomycetes; Serinales; Debaryomycetaceae. Gene Ontology annotation, molecular function: phosphatidylinositol-3,5-bisphosphate 5-phosphatase activity; phosphatidylinositol-4,5-bisphosphate 5-phosphatase activity. The record is from RefSeq and is a predicted model, not a curated record. Gene Ontology annotation, biological process: phosphatidylinositol dephosphorylation.
AUGAAGUUACUAUAUAAGGAACACCCUCGAACAUUAGUACUAUAUUCAGAUACUUUCAGUUUAUCAUUUCGAAUCAAAUCGUCCAAAGAACUCGAUUCCAAGAAACCAACAGUUAAUGUUGAUUUAAUCCCAAACACAAACAUCACCAAAGAACAAGGUUAUAGAACAUUAAUUCGAAGAGACGUUUUUGGAUGUUUAGGAUUAAUCUAUGUGGAAGAUCAAAUAUAUCUUGCAAUUAUUACAGGGGCAUUAACUAAUGUUGCUCGUCCCAUUGAAAAUGAAACAGUUGAUAAAAUUUAUUCGGUGGAUUUUGUAUCUUUAAAUAAUGAUGAUUGGGAUUUUGUUGAAUUAGAUAGUUCAGGAUAUCCUAUUGUUGUUAAUGAAGAACAAGAUGACGAUGAUAAUAAUAUUACUAGUGAUAGGUAUGCACGAGUACAACAUCCAUGUUUUGAAUUAAGGAAAUUAUUAUCUAAUGGAUCAUUUUAUUAUUCUAAUGAUUUUGAUUUAACGUCAUUAUUACAAAAUAGAGGAGUUAGUAGUCCUGACACUAGAAUAAAUUCUAUUGAUCAUUAUAAACCAGAAUAUAUGUGGAAUUCAUUUUUAAUGGAUGAAUUGAUUCAUUUCCGAUCUAAUUUAGAUACUUAUAAUCAAUUAAUUUUGGAUGAUAAUCGGUUUUUAACUACUGUGAUUAGAGGGUUUGCGAAAACAACCCCGAUUGGCAGUAAUGGUGAUUCCUUGACGAUUAUUUCUAAACAAUCUUGGAAACGUGCUGGGACAAGAUAUAAUACUCGAGGUAUUGACGAUAAUGGGAAUGUUGCCAAUUUUGUUGAAACGGAAUAUAUCUAUUAUAAUCCAUCGAAAUCAUCAAUUUUCACUUUCACACAAAUCAGAGGAUCGGUACCUACAUUUUGGGAACAAGAUUCAAGUUUGAUGAAUCCUAAAAUUACUUUAACAAGAUCCACCCAAGCAACACAACCAGUUUUUAAUAAACAUUUUGGUGAUAUUCUUCAAAGUUAUGGAGUGUGUCAUAUUGUUGAUUUACUUUCGAAAACUAAAUCAUCAGAAGUACAAAUAUCACAAAGAUACCAACAACUUUAUAAUCAUUGUGACAAGAAAGAAGAAAUCGACUAUACGGCAUUUGAUUUCCAUCAUGAAACAAAAAUUGCUGGAGGUUUUGCUGGGGCAACAAAAAUUUUACCCUAUUUACAAGAUUCAUUAAAUCUGUUUGGUUGGUUUACUUAUGAUAUGAAUCGUCAAGAAGUUAUUACUCGACAAGAUGGGAUUUUCCGUGUAAAUUGUUUAGAUUGUCUUGAUCGUACUAAUUUAAUCGAACAAGUUAUUUGUCGAUCCGUUUUGGAAAAUAUUUUAACUAAUCAAGGGAUUUAUAAUAAUCGUAUGGCAUUUGAAGGAAUGAUUCAAAAACACAAUACAUUAUGGGCUGAUAAUGGUGAUGCCAUAUCACAAAUUUAUACGGGGACCAAUGCCUUGAAAUCAUCAUUUUCAAGAUCAGGUAAAAUGAACUUUGCUGGGGCAUUAUCAGAUGUUACUAAAUCAGUUUCAAGAAUGUAUCAAAAUACAUUUGUCGAUGGGAAAAAACAACUGACAAUAGAUAUAUUGGUUGGAGUUGAUGGAAGAAAUUCUUGUAAAGUGAAAGUUUAUAAUCCUGCCAGUGAAUACAUUAAAAGUAAAUUAAAAGAACAAGAAAAUUCAUUUACAAGUUUUGAAAAUGUUAAAAUUUUUACAGGGACUUAUAAUGUCAAUGCAUUUAACCCGUUGAUGACGAAAAAUAUCGAUUUAACUUCUUGGUUGUUCCCUUCUAGUGUACAAAAUGGUGAUGGAUCAUUACCGGAUAUGUAUGCCAUUGGAUUACAAGAAUUGAUUGAAUUAAAUGCAAGUUCGAUAUUAAAUGCUGAUGGUAGUAGAGCAUUACAAUGGUCACAAUUAUUAAAUGAACAAUUGAAUUCUUUUCAAAUGGAUGAAGAAUAUGUCUUGUUAAGAACAGAAUCAAUUGCUACAAUGGCAUUAUUUUUAUAUGUUAAAAAAUCCAAAGUAUCAUAUGUAACAAGAGUUGCUGGGUCAUCCAAAAAGACUGGUUUAGGAGGUAUGGCAGCCAAUAAAGGUGCUUGUGGAAUUAGAUGUUUAUUUGGUACCACGUCAUUUGCUUUUGUUACAUGUCAUUUAGCUGCUGGGACAUUGGCCGUCACAGAAAGAUAUAAUGAUUAUUCAACAAUAAUGCAAGGAUUAGUUUUCCCCCGUAAUUAUUAUAUUAAAGAUCAUGAUCACGUAAUAUGGUUUGGUGAUUUAAAUUAUCGAAUUGAUAUUCCCAAUUUAGAAUGUCGUCAAUUGGUGGCUAAUGGUGCUUACAAGGAAUUAUUAGAAAAUGAUCAAUUAACUCGUGAAAGAAGAGAUCGAGGAGCUUUUAAUGAAUUUAAAGAAGGUUUAGUGAAAUUUCCUCCAACUUAUAAAUUCGAUAAAUAUACUAAUGAUUAUGAUACUAGUGAAAAACAAAGAACUCCAUCAUGGACAGAUCGUGUUUUAUUUUUAAGUGAUAAGAAAUUAACUACUACUAAUCCAUUGAAAUUAUUAAAGUAUGAUUCUGCUAUUGAUGUCUUGUAUUCUGAUCAUAAAGCCGUUUAUGCAAGUUUUGAAACCACAGCUAAGAUUAUUAAUGAACAAAUCAAGAAAAAUAAAUUGAAUGAAAUUAUUCUGUCUUUAUCAUUUAAGAAAAUAACACCAUCACCAUCGCCAUCACCUGCCCCAUUAACAACAUCAUCAACAACAACAACAACAACAACAAUGUCUCGUACAUCAAGUUUAACAAGGUCUUCAACUUCAAUUUUGACACCAACUCCAGUAUCAGCUGGAGGAACCACUGAUUUAAUACAUGGAUUAGGUCAAACAACAACAACCACUUUGUCACUGGCACCACCUCCGCCACCUCCGGCAAGACGUGCCAUGACAACGCCUUCAACUAUUCCACCAAUUGGGUUUUCUUCAACUCCAUUAAUUCCAUCUCCAUUAAGUUCCAAUAGAUCAUCACCAGCACCAUCUAUAAAUUCAAGUUCAGAAAAGAAACAUGACACCAAACCACCAAUUCCACCAAUGAAAAGAAAUACCACAUUAAAUGAUAUUAAAUUAUCAUCACCAUCACUUACAAAUUCUAUAAAGAGUGGGAAAGUUUUAAAAGAUGAUAGUGAUGUUGAUACAAUGAAAAAACUUGAUGUUAAACCAAUGAUUCCUAAAAAACCUGAAAAUUUGAAAUCAAUUCAUAAAGAUGGAAAAUUGGACAAUAAUGGGAAUUCAACAUCUCAAAACACAAACGGUGGUGAAAGUGGUGGUGGCGGAGUAGCCACACCCAAAUCAAUGGCUAGUUGGCAACCAUUAGUUCCUGGUCGUAAAUAG